Molecule: messenger RNA, 1753 nt
Organism: Gallus gallus (chicken)
Lineage: Eukaryota; Metazoa; Chordata; Aves; Galliformes; Phasianidae
Gene: TIPIN
Product: TIMELESS interacting protein
Exons: 8
Coding region: 453-1304 (283 amino acids)
Biological process (GO): replication fork arrest; DNA damage response; DNA replication checkpoint signaling
Cellular component (GO): nucleus; replication fork protection complex
Molecular function (GO): DNA binding
Source: RefSeq, a predicted model, not a curated record
GCCGUGCUCGCCCGGUGGGGCAGGAGGCGGGAGUGUUGGUGCGGUGCUCGGUAUUUUCGUCCGGCUGUGCGUGGAGCUCUCCGUCCUCUGAAAGCAGGCGAGAAGCCCCUUAACCCGGUAGGAAGGUGAGAGCCGUCAGGGCUGGAGGCGUGAGGGGAGCGGGGCCUCUGUGGUGGCCCCAGGGUGCGGCUCUGGGGGUCGCGCCGCGCGGUGUGGCCGUGACGGGCUCCCCUUGGCGCGCGGCUCCCCUCGGAGGUCGGUGCGGACGGAGCUGCCCGGGCGUCCUGUCUCUGAAUCCGCCUGUGAAGAGCUUCUCCUUAAAACAGCUUUGCCCUCAGCCUGGCGGGCGGGCGCGGCUGCGAGGAGCCCGGGGCCGUCCUCAGCCUGAGAGGAGACCUCCGGCAUGGCCUGCAGGUUGAAGGGAUAAGCCGAGAAGGAAAAUAAGUUAAUCCAUGGCCAUGAUAGAUCCUCUGGAGAACAACUUGUUUGACCUCCCUGAUUAUGAGAAUACAGAAGAUGAAACAUUUCCACCUCUCCCACCUCCUACGUCUCCAGGAAGAGGUGAUGCUGAAUGGGCUCAAGCUAAUGGAGAUCCGGAUGGAAACCAGCAGUCAGAAACAAAGGAUUCUUCUUCAGCUGCACGGAAAGCAGUUAAACGAUCAAUACCUAAACUAGAUGCUAACAGGUUAGUUUCAGAAAGAGGCCUUCCUGCCUUAAGACACAUGUUUGACAACGUGAAUUUCAAGGGUAAAGGGCAUGAGGCAGAGGAUCUGAAGACACUUCUACGACAUAUGGAACACUGGGCUCAUAGAUUAUUUCCAAAAUUGCAAUUUGAUGAUUUUAUUGACAGAGUAGAGUCUUUGGGAAACAAAAAGGAAGUUCAGACCUGCCUAAAACGAAUUAGACUUGAUCUUCCUAUUUUACAUGAAGAUUUCACAGCUAAUGAAGGUGGAGGAGGUGAAAGCAAUGGGCUGGAUAUGGCCACUGAAGAGGUACAUUCCUUCUCUGGGAAUGUAGGAGAACUCGAUUCUCUUCCGGGUACAACUCUUACUGAAGAGCAACAGCAGCGAAUCAAGAGGAACAGGCAGCUAGCCUUGGAACGUCGGCAAGCGAAGAUGCAGUGUAACAGCCAGUCCCAGCAUGAUGAGCUCUCUCCUAGUUACCCGGAAGAGGAGUUGAACAUCCCAGUUGCUCGGGAUCUGACUGGUGCUUUAGAAGACACUCAAGUCACUGCGACCAAUGUUGCUGUUACAGAAACUGAAGACAGAGAGAGAGAAUUGCAGUGUGCCAGUGAAAAGCAGUGACCAUUCCUCAUGCUUUGAAUGACUUUCUUAAUAGGACCCCAACUGUAGGGGUGCCCUUGUAGGACCCCAAGUACUACCGUUUGUAUUGAAACGUUGCUGGCUCUUUCCAGUCUCACUCCAGGAGUUUCAGGGAAGCCUUAACUAUUACAUCUGUGUAGCUGCUCAAAAAACGUUUUCUUGAAACUGCAGGUGAAUUGCUCCCUACGUUGGGAAGCAGAACACACAGGAAAUGGGUUUUCUGGCCUACUCUGACAUCUUUCAGUGGAUGUCAAACUGAAUUUAACUGGGAUGUUAACUGGUUAAGUUUGCGUGCACAUCUUUAAUAGAAGAUAUAUAAUAGAGAAUAGUGCUAUACUUAAACGGGAAUCCUGGAUUUUUUUAACUUAUCAAAUACCUGUAUUUCUUUCUUACGAAACAGAAGUUAUUAAAUUUCAAAAGUCAAACAGAAA